CUGUGAAUCAUCCAUUUUUGAUUGAUUUAUUUUGGUUUUUCUACAAAUUCUAUUUAUACAAUUUACAUUGAAUUGUUUAUUUAUUUACUGAUAACAUUUGUUACAUGAUUUCUUUAACAUGUCGACUAUAAUAAAAUUCGAUCUUAAGGAAUUAAAGAAGCUCGCUACCAACAAAGACUCCUGUGUUUAUGAAACAAAAGUAACCCAAAAUUUAGCUCUUCAACCGUGGUGUUUAGGGAACCUAAAAGAGUCAAUAAAAAACCUACUGGACUAUAAAAUUGGAAAAUUUGACAAAGAGUUUGAUGGUAUACUACUGAGUUAUAAAAACCUGCAUAUUCUGCAGAAUGUAGGAUCGAUAAGGAACGACAAUGCGGACAUACACUUCCAAGUACAGGCGGACUACUUCAUUUUCCGUCCUCAUGUUGGCGCUAUGCUGAGAGGAAUUGUAAACAAGAAAAGUGUAACACAUCUCGGCAUUCUAGUUCACAGAGUGUUCAAUGUGGUAAUUCCCCGACCUACUGAGCAGCCGGGCAACAAGUGGAUAGGGACAAGUGUACAAGAAGGACAGGAGGUGGUUUUUAGAAUAGUGGUCCUAGACCUCUUUGGAGCCCUCCCAUACAUUAGAGGGGAAUUAGAUGAAAAGUCUUUAGAUGGAUUAGAUGGGGGUGAACCAGCUGAACCAAUACCAAUUACAUAUGUAAAUUUUGACAAAACUAAACCCACUAUUUACAAACAAGAUAGUGAUGAACUGGCUCCAAACGUAAAAACCUCAAAAAGAACUUCAGAAAUCAAUGGAAAAGCUUCAAAACACGAUAAGCAGUCAGAAUCCACACACAAGUUAAGUCCAAACAAAACUACCACAGCUGUUAGCCAAGACAAAGAAGAUAAGAGUACUGAGAAACCUACAAAAAGGCUAAGCAAGUCCAAAGAGCCCAGUUUAAUACCAGUAAAACUUUCGAAGAAAAAUAGAAAGGAAACAUAGAUUAUUAUAUUAAAUACAUGAAAUUGAAUUUAAUAUUAUAUGUGUACAAAAUUUUAUGAGUACCUAGAUAUCCACCUAUUUUAAAUAAACUUUGUUCUAAGCUA
Molecule: messenger RNA, 1086 nt
Organism: Plutella xylostella (diamondback moth)
Lineage: Eukaryota; Metazoa; Arthropoda; Insecta; Lepidoptera; Plutellidae
Gene: Polr1F
Product: RNA polymerase I subunit F
Biological process (GO): DNA-templated transcription initiation; transcription elongation by RNA polymerase I
Cellular component (GO): RNA polymerase I complex
Source: RefSeq, a predicted model, not a curated record